Messenger RNA from Phyllostomus discolor (pale spear-nosed bat), 2638 nucleotides. RefSeq names its product ATPase family AAA domain containing 1 (gene ATAD1). The transcript is spliced from 10 exons. The record is from RefSeq and is a predicted model, not a curated record. Gene Ontology annotation, cellular component: mitochondrial outer membrane. Gene Ontology annotation, molecular function: ATP binding; ATP hydrolysis activity. The coding region runs from base 178 to 1149 and encodes 323 amino acids. Lineage: Eukaryota; Metazoa; Chordata; Mammalia; Chiroptera; Phyllostomidae.
UUCCUGUGUGAUACUAGUUAAGGGCUCCUGCUCCCGCUGCAUUUGCACGGAGGGUACUGUCAAGAUGGUACAUGCUGAAGCCUUUUCUCGUCCAUUGAGUCGGAAUGAAGUUGUUGGGUUAAUUUUCCGUUUGACAAUAUUUGGUGCUGUAACAUACUUCACAAUCAAUGGAUGUAGAUGCAAUUGAUUCCAACCAGAAAGCAAAAGGUAGAAGCUCAGAAACAGGCAGAGAAAUUAAUGAAGCAAAUUGGUGUGAAAAAUGUGAAGCUUUCAGAAUAUGAAAUGAGUAUUGCUGCUCAUCUUGUAGACCCUCUUAAUAUGCAUGUUACUUGGAGUGAUAUAGCAGGCUUAGAUGAUGUCAUUACGGAUCUGAAGGACACAGUCAUCUUACCUAUCAAAAAGAAGCAUUUAUUUGAAAAUUCCAGGCUUUUGCAGCCUCCAAAAGGUGUUCUUCUCUAUGGGCCUCCAGGCUGUGGUAAAACAUUGAUUGCCAAGGCUACAGCCAAAGAAGCAGGCUGUCGAUUUAUUAACCUUCAGCCUUCAACACUGACAGAUAAGUGGUAUGGAGAAUCCCAGAAAUUAGCUGCUGCUGUUUUUUCCCUUGCCAUCAAGCUACAGCCUUCCAUCAUCUUUAUAGAUGAAAUAGACUCCUUUCUACGAAACCGUUCAAGUUCUGACCAUGAAGCUACAGCCAUGAUGAAAGCUCAGUUUAUGAGUCUCUGGGACGGUUUGGACACAGAUCACAGCUGUCAGGUCAUAGUGAUGGGAGCUACUAAUCGUCCUCAGGAUCUGGACUCAGCUAUCAUGAGAAGAAUGCCUACAAGAUUUCAUAUCAACCAGCCUGCUCUAAAACAAAGAGAAGCAAUCCUGAAACUCAUCUUGAAAAAUGAAAAUGUGGAUAGGCAUGUGGACCUGCUAGAAGUUGCCCAGGAAACUGAUGGAUUUUCAGGAAGCGACCUAAAAGAGAUGUGUCGAGAUGCUGCCCUCCUCUGUGUCAGGGAAUAUGUUAACUCUACAUCAGAAGAAAGCCACGAUGAAGAUGAAAUUCGACCUGUUCAACAGCAGGACCUGCAUCGGGCAAUUGAAAAGAUGAAGAAAUCAAAGGAUGCGGCAUUUCAGAAUGUUUUAACACAUGUUUGUUUAGAUUAAGAGUAAAGGUCAUUUGUACAGGUCAGCAGUCGGUGUGCCCUGUUAUCAUUAGUGGAACCAGAAUGGAAGCAGGAGUAUUCUUUGAACAGUGAGGGAGUGGAAUGACACUGGUUUUAUACUCUGAAUUCUAAGUUAUUGAGACAUAGCUGUUAUAUAAACGGUAUUACCACUUGUCAGAAAUCAUGAGGAGGAACAAUUUAAUCCAGCCUGAGUGUAGGUGCUUGUGUUUGACCUUUUUAGCCAUACAUUGCAGCCUUAUAGCAUCUAAGCUGGUCUUAAAGUAACAGUUCAUAGAUUGAGUCAUUAGUGAGAAAUGGGGAUGUGGUUAAGUGCUGCUUUCUAGAUAUGUGAGAGAGAGUGUGUAUGUGUGUUAAAUGUAUAUAUUCACACAUUUUAUAUUGACAUUCUGUAGAUAGGUUUGAAUACAGAAACUUUUUUUUACCCCAACUACUGAAUCAAAAAGUACCAAAUACUAUAUAGCAAAAAUAAGAUUGAAUGUUGUAUCUAAAAGGUACAGUGAUUCAGCCACUUUCAGUUUUUACUUGUUUCAGCUUUUUUUUUAAUUGAGUAUUUCUCUGCUGUUGAAUAGUUGGAGUCUACCACAUCUGAAUGUUUAGAUGUGGCUCAGUUAUUUUGGUGGUCAGGAUAAUACUGUGGAAUGGUUUUCAGGCAGUCGCAUGAUCAGCACUGAUUCCACCGGUCUGCGAGCACACUGAGAGACAUUUUCAAAUUGAUAGACAUAAAGGGGAUUGAAAGUCACUCAGAAGAAUGGCUUUGAAACUCCUCAGUGCCAUACAAUACAUGUAAGUGACUUUUCCUUUCUUCAUUUAAUGUAACAUAGUUCUGUUGUAACCAUGAUUUUUUAAUGUUAUUUUAAAGUUGUAUGUUCAUUAUUUAUGGUCAAAUAUAAUUUGGUCAUCAAAAAUAAAAUGGUAAUUUAAAACAAGUAGCUUUUAUUAAAUGUGCUAAAAAUACUCAUUUUUGUAACUGAAAUUUUAAAAGUUUUCUUAGCCUAUUACAAAUUGCACCCCAACCAGUGCAAACACACACAGAAAAAGCCUCAUAUUGUGCCUGGAGUCACCGGUGCUGUGCGCAUUAGAACUCCGAACACACAGCAGGAGGAACACGGCACUCUCUGAUAUUCAGGCACGUUCUGAAUCAUCAGAAAGAUUAAAUGAUGCUUUAUAUAUUUUUGUUUUUAUUGUAUUUCUUUGAAAACACUCAAUCUCUAUUUGUGAGUUAUUGGAUUAAUGUCUUUGAUAGUAAGUCUCUCACUAGAACCCUAUUGAAUGGUUCGCUCUUUACUUGUGCUUUGAAUGGCGGGUGGGGUAGAGGUUGUGAGAGAACACUGUGGAUACAAAAAUCAAGUUUUGAAAAACUGUGAAGAUGAGUGAUAAAUUGAAUGCAAAACACAAGAUACCAAAAAAUAUAGCUUUUAAUAAUUAUACUAUUAUUUUAUAAAUGUGUAAUAAAGAGGUCCCUGUUAAUU